Messenger RNA from Coffea eugenioides, 1367 nucleotides. Its product is annotated as protein RICE SALT SENSITIVE 3-like. The record is from RefSeq and is a predicted model, not a curated record. NCBI's taxonomy places the organism in Eukaryota, Viridiplantae, Streptophyta, Magnoliopsida, Gentianales, Rubiaceae. The coding region runs from base 46 to 1119 and encodes 357 amino acids. The transcript has 7 exons.
GUGUGAGAGACUCAACACUCAACAAGGACUAAAACUAAAGUAGCGAUGGAAGAACAACUCAGCUCAUUAGCUGUUACUCAUCUUCUUCAACACACUCUAAGAAGCCUCUGCAUUCAUGAAAACUCUCAAUGGGUUUAUGCUGUCUUUUGGAGGAUCUUGCCUAGAAACUAUCCACCACCCAAGUGGGAUGGCCAAGGAGGAGUAUAUGAUAGGUCAAGAGGAAACAGAAGAAACUGGAUAUUGGUUUGGGAAGAUGGUUUCUGCAAUUUUGCAGCCUCAACAACUGAGAUCAACACUGGAGAAUGUCCAAGCUCUUCAGUCUAUGGGAAUUGUGAAUAUCAACACUAUCAAGGACUUCAACCAGAACUCUUCUUCAAGAUGUCCCAUGAAAUCUACAACUAUGGUGAAGGUUUAAUUGGAAAAGUAGCUGCUGAUCACAGCCACAAGUGGAUCUAUAAAGAGCCAAAUGACCAAGAAAUCAACUUCUUGUCGGCAUGGCACAACUCAGCUGACUCACAUCCUAGGACUUGGGAAGCUCAAUUUCAGUCUGGUAUUAAGACUAUAGCUUUGAUUGCUGUUAGAGAAGGUGUCAUCCAAUUAGGAGCCGUCCACAAGGUUGUCGAGGAUCUGAGCUAUGUCGUAUUACUGAGAAAGAAGUUCGGUUACAUCGAAAGCAUUCCCGGAGUUCUUCUGCCUCAUCCAUCAUCAGCAGCAUAUCCUUUCAAGAUUGAUGGUUAUGGAGCAACAGAAGGAUGGCACUUCCAGGGAAACCUUGCACCACACGCCGAAUACUACGACCAUCUUCAUCAGCCCAUGAAAAUAACUCCAUCAAUGAGCAGUCUUGAAGCCCUUCUCUCCAAACUACCAUCUGUGGUGGUACCGGCUUCAUCCCCUCCAAUGCCAGCUUAUAACGGUGAAGCCCCACCCCAGUAUUUAAUGAUGAAUAAACCAAUGGAGUUGAUGGGGACGGAGAAAGUUGCCAAGGAAGAAUUUGAGGAGGAUAAGCAAGAGAAGGAUGCUGGUGAGAGUAGUAGCUCAAUGUCGUCGUAUCAUCAUCAUUUUGGCUAUCAUCAGGACCUGAAUGUUACUGAGGCUAUGCAUAACCAUGGAUACCAAUGAGAGGUUAAUAUCGUUUAAGAUCAUUUUCAUGUUAGAAGAGUAUAUCAGCCUCCGCAAUUUCAACUGUUUUAGAGCUUGUUCUGAUAUGUCUGAGCGAAUGUAAUUCCUAUUGACCUCUUCUUUUCAGUUGUAGAAUGAGGACGGAUUCUUGUGUGGAAUGUAUAAAUUUCUAGUAGAGUAGUAUAUGCUUUGUAUCUCUUUGGAGUGCCGGGCACAUCCAUGAUAACUGGAGUUCAUAAUCUUUAACU